Molecule: messenger RNA, 786 nt
Organism: Schistosoma turkestanicum
Lineage: Eukaryota; Metazoa; Platyhelminthes; Trematoda; Strigeidida; Schistosomatidae
Source: the annotation of a GenBank genome assembly
AUGAAGUUUUUCAUUCAGCUGUCUUAUAUUGAAAUAUACAAUGAACAAAUUAUUGAUUUAUUAACUAACAUAUCAUCGAACAAAACAACAACACUUCAACAACCUUCUUUUGAUUCUCUACAAAUUGCUGAAUCAAAUGAUCAAGUUUAUGUUAAAGGAUUAAAUUGUUUAACUGUGAAUAAUUUAGAAAAAGCAUUAACUAUAUUGUUCGAGGGAGAAUUGAAUCGUACUGUUGCAUCACACUCCUUAAAUCGUUUCUCAUCACGUGCUCAUGCUGUAUUCACAAUCUAUCUGACGAUUAUUGAUCCAAUGGACAGUGAUCGAUGUACCAAAUACAGUAAAAUUCACUAUGUGGAUUUAGCCGGGUCAGACAGUUCGAAGGAAACACAGGUUACUGAUAAACUUUUCAAGGAAGCUGCUUACAUUAAUCGUUCUUUGGCAUUUUUAGAGCAAACAAUUUUGGCGUUAUCUGAUUCAACAAGAGAUUAUGUACCAUAUCGACAAUCAAAAUUAACUCAUUUUCUAAAAAAUAGCAUUGGAGGUCGUUGUCAAACUAUUCUCAUAGCUAAUAUAUGGAAUAAAUAUACAUAUCUAAAUGAAACUUUAUCCACUUUACGAUUUGCGAGUCGAGUUAUGUCGAUUCCAGGCAAACCUGAAAUUAAUCAAAUGCAUGAUUCUAUGGCCAUCAUAAAGAAAUUGAAAAAUUCCAAUGCUAAUCUACUGCGAGAAUUACUUAUGUAUGAUACAUUGAUAUUCACUUGGAAUAAAAUAAAUGUUUUACUAUAA